Dendronephthya gigantea is the source of this 1173-nucleotide messenger RNA. Its product is annotated as sphingomyelin phosphodiesterase 2-like. The record is from RefSeq and is a predicted model, not a curated record. NCBI's taxonomy places the organism in Eukaryota, Metazoa, Cnidaria, Anthozoa, Malacalcyonacea, Nephtheidae. Gene Ontology annotation, cellular component: cytoplasm. Gene Ontology annotation, molecular function: sphingomyelin phosphodiesterase activity.
UGUUCCUCAGUGUAUUGUUCAAGUUUCUGGUUCAACAUGGAUUCCAAUUUUCGGUCCGAUUUUAUCAAAAGUCGUGGGAAAAACGAAAUCGGUGACUCGGAAAAACUACGUGUGUUGACGCUCAAUUGCUGGGGCAUUCCUUACUUAUCAAAAGUGAAGAAAGAACGAUUUGAUGCCAUUGGUCAAGAAUUGAAAAAAGGAAAUUAUGACAUUGUUUCACUUCAGGAGGUUUGGGAUAAAAAAGAUUAUGAAACCUUGAGGGCUGUUUUGGAGAAAAUUUUUCCUUAUUCAUAUUAUUUCUUUGGCGGUGUUUAUGGAACAGGGAUUUGUAUAUUUUCGCGGUAUCCUAUACUCAAAACAUUUGCCUAUCCUUUUGCUGUGAGUGGCUAUCCUUAUGCAAUCGCUCAUGGAGAUUGGUUUGGUGGAAAAGGCGCUUGUUUUGCUUUGAUUGAUCAUCCAAAAAUGAAAAUACACUUCUUUACUUCGCACUUACACGCAGAGUAUGACCGUAACAAUGACGUAUACCUAUCCCAUCGUGUUGUGCAAGCGUAUCAUCUCUCCAAACUGAUUGGUCAAAUCACCGAUCCUGAGGAUUUUGUUUUAUUAUGUAUGAACACAGAGCCCGAGGAUCCAUGUUAUCGCAUACUGAAAGAAUUACCUCAGCUUAGUGAUUGCUGGUUGGAAGGUGGGUCGAAGUCCAAUUGCUAUGGUAAUACGUCAGACAGAAGUGAGAACAUGUUUACAUCAGAGAAAUACGACAAGCACAAAGUCGGAGGUCCUGAGGAUGGCAAGCGUAUAGAUUACAUUUUCUACAGGUCGUUGGAUCAGAGAUGGGAGUGUGACAGUGCAAACGUGACGAUGAGCAAAGUCCCUGGGGCUGAAUUUCCAUUCUCAGAUCAUGAUGGUGUGGAGGCCAGUUUUGUGUUCAAUCAAAAAACGUCGGAAACGCCAGACUUCCCAAGCGACAGUGAAACAGUCAUAUCUGUUCUUUCAGAAGCUACGACUUUAAUCAAAACUGAGCUGAAACAUAUUAACAAACACUUCUAUAAAAAAUGCAUUGCUAUCAUCCUACUUAUCGCUUUUAUAUUGUUACCAGUCUUCCUGCCGGCGAAGGAGGGCUCUUGGUUCCUCGCCAGUGAACCGUUAGGAAGAAUUGUGUAUAUUUACGCAUAG